Molecule: messenger RNA, 766 nt
Organism: Ilex paraguariensis (yerba mate)
Lineage: Eukaryota; Viridiplantae; Streptophyta; Magnoliopsida; Aquifoliales; Aquifoliaceae
Source: the annotation of a GenBank genome assembly
AUGUGCAUGGGAUUUUACCAUGUGAUUCCAACAGAUUCUGAAACUGUUAGGCAUUUAAAACAGGUUCAUGGCAGACCAUCUACAAUUGAAACAGUUCAAGGAGAUGUUGAAGUGAUUUACAGAAAGUGUGCACCGUUUCAGUUCUUGGCAUAUUGGUACAGUCUUCAACCUGAUGUUCUUCCAUUUAAUCAAUAUAUUUUGUCUGAGGUGUGGCUCUUUUAUGAGGAAAGGUUUGGCAAGCUGAGUGAAAUGCUUGACUGCGAUUAUAAACUUAUAACUGCUGCAAAUAUGAUAUCCUGACAGAGCGGCAGCUUGAAUAACUAGAAAGAUACCAGUGAGCUAGCUUGUGUUCUGCCAGCAUGCUAAUUGAUGAUGCACAAAUUGGUUGUUGUGCAAAAUCAACAGUCAAGUGUAUGAGCGGGUGGAGUUAAUGAGCAAUAAAUAAAAAAAUCAAUAAUAAAGCUGUAAAUAAGGGAGCCAACAUAGAUAAUUAUAGUGGUUUGGUCCGCAUGACUUAUUUCACUCUCGAGAACGACAACGGUGGCCUAGGUCAUUUAUUAAUGAAUGAAAUCGUCAGAGAUUAUUCUUCAGGGGUAUUACAAUGCCUUUGAGAGAGAGAGUAAUGGGUGUGGGAUGGUGUAGUGUAUGUGGGGAUCUCAAGACUAGGAGAGCAUGUCCUCUAUAUGUAGAAGACUUACAUUAUAUAGGCACACCAAGGCAGUGACGUGAGGAAGGAGUUUUUCACUAUCUUGGUAAGUAUAACCUU